AUGGUCUCGUGCCCGAUCUGCGGCAAAUCAGUCAAUGCGAACAGGAUCAAUGACCACAUCGACUCUGGCUGCGAGUCCCAUUUCGAGAACGGCGAGAAUGGAGGUAUCAGCAGGUCCUCAACACCUGUGUCCAGCUUCUUCAAGACGCCUAUAGCGAAGAAAGAGAGCACGCUCAAUGGUACAGGCGGUAUCAAUGGCGACCACCCAACCUCGUCCCCAAGCCUUCCACCAGCGCUCUCUACUUCCACCUCUUACAAGAAACGAACAUUCGCCGAAACCACCACUACACCCAUUGCCAACACUGAUCAAAAUGGCCACCACACACCCACUACCGACCAGCCCUCCGCAGCGCCCGACUCCCCUCCCCUCCGCAAGAAGCCCAAGCUCUCUCCCAACGCACCCCUCCCCGAACGUAUGCGCCCACACACUCUCAACGACAUCGCCGGACAACAAGCCCUGAUCGGACCCAACGGCCUCCUGCGCGGCCUGAUCGAAAGCAACACCAUUCCCUCACUCAUUCUCUGGGGCCCGCCCGGCACAGGGAAGACCACGAUCGCACGCAUCAUCGCCUCAACCUGCAACUCGCGCUUCGUCGAGAUCAACUCCACCUCGACUGGCGUUGGGGAACUGAAGAAAUUGUUCGGUGAGGCAAGGAAUGAGUUGGGCUUGACUGGGCGGAAGACGAUAUUGUUCUGUGACGAGAUCCAUCGGUUCUCGAGGAGUCAGCAGGAUGUUUUCCUGGGGCCGGUUGAGAAGGGGGAGGUUACGCUUGUGGGUGCUACGACUGAGAAUCCGAGUUUCAAGAUGCAGGGGGCGUUGUUGAGUCGGUGUCGGGUGUUCGUGCUUGAGCAGCUCACUCCGGCGGACACUGAGACGAUCCUACGACGCGCGCUGGCUGCUGAGCUGGCCACCACGACGGAGGACUCACCCCUCCACACGGCAACCCUCCUCUCUCCGGAAAGCGACGAGCUCAUCCCCUUCCUCGCCACCACCUCAACCGGCGACGCCCGGACCGCCCUCAACCUCCUCGCCUUGACCCUCUCCCUGCUUGCCACAGACCCCGAACUCACCCUGGCCCAACUCAAACCGCAUUUGACGAAGACUCUCCUCUACGAUCGCGCUGGCGACGCGCACUACAACGCCAUCUCCGCCUUCCACAAAUCCAUCCGCGGCUCGUCACCCGAUGGCGCACUAUACUACCUUGCCCUCAUGCUGCAGUCGGGUGAGGAUCCGCUGUAUAUCGCGCGCCGCAUGAUUGUGAUUGCGAGCGAGGACAUCGGACUUGCUGACAAUUCAAUGCUCAGCCUCGCUACAGCUACCUACACAGCGUGUGAAAAGGUAGGGCUGCCGGAAGCGAGGAUCAACCUAGCACACUGCGCCGUAGCACUUGCCCUUGCACCAAAAAGUACGCGCAGCUACCGCGGCCUAGCCGCUGCCAUGCAUGCUGUGGGCAAGGAGGAAGGGGUGAUGGGGUUGAAGGUUCCACCGCAUCUGUGUAAUGCGCCGACGAGGCUACUCAAGGACAUGGGCGUCGGCAAGGGAUACAAAUACAAUCCGGACUACAUGGGCGGACGCGUCAAGCAAGAAUACCUACCACCAGAACUCGAAGGACGCGUAUUCCUCGAAGACGACAACCUUCCAGGCACGAAAGGGGUGGACGAGGACUUGGAUGAUGAGGAGCGGGAGGAAGUGCUAGCAGAGGAGGAGGACAGGCUGGGACUGAAGAGGAAAGCUAGAGAGCCAGGAGAGCAGCGAAGAACGAAUGGGGCGGGCUCCACAGGGGACGCAGAAGGUGUUGUGGAGGGCGAAGAGUUGGUGCUUGCCGACGAGGACUUUUGA
Molecule: messenger RNA, 1839 nt
Organism: Cyphellophora attinorum
Lineage: Eukaryota; Fungi; Ascomycota; Eurotiomycetes; Chaetothyriales; Cyphellophoraceae
Exons: 1
Coding region: 1-1839 (612 amino acids)
Biological process (GO): regulation of DNA repair; DNA repair; DNA-templated DNA replication
Cellular component (GO): nucleus
Molecular function (GO): DNA binding; enzyme activator activity; ATP binding
Source: RefSeq, a predicted model, not a curated record